Mytilus californianus (California mussel) is the source of this 1532-nucleotide messenger RNA. RefSeq names its product WD repeat-containing protein 41-like. The transcript is spliced from 14 exons. Gene Ontology annotation, biological process: regulation of autophagy. The record is from RefSeq and is a predicted model, not a curated record. Gene Ontology annotation, molecular function: protein binding. Bases 37 to 1365 code for a protein of 442 amino acids. Lineage: Eukaryota; Metazoa; Mollusca; Bivalvia; Mytilida; Mytilidae. Gene Ontology annotation, cellular component: lysosomal membrane.
AGAUAACUCUAUUUUCACUUUCGGAUUGAUGGAUUGAUGUCGUUUCUACAAAGAUUAUUUAAAGGAGGCGGUGCUACUAAGAAAGAGGACUUUGUACCAACAAUAGAAAAUGAAGAAGACAAUUCAUACACUGAGUUGACUUUAUUACAACAUCAUACAGAUAUAGUCAAACAAGUCUUUGUUAUAGAUAAGAGAAGAUGUUUAUCAGUGGCAGAUGACAAUUCUGCUGUUAUAUGGGAUUUACUGCUUGGAGUAAAGGUUGCUGUCUUAACUGGCCACACUCGUCCAAUAACAUGUAUUUUAUUAAUUAAAUCAAAGGUUCAUAGUUCACCAUAUGCACUUGUCACAGGAUCAUCUGAUAAACAAAUUAAGGUCUGGGACUAUGAACAAGGAUUGUGUCUACAAACAAUAACAGAACAUAACACUUCAGUAAAGUGUUUAUUAUUGUUGCAAAAUGAAUGUUUCAUAUCUGGAGGUGAGAAACUACACCUAUGGUCUCCAGAUGGUAUACUUUUAGACACUUAUGAUAGAGUCAAGGAGGAAGCUGAUGUUAAAUACAUGAUAAUUGUCAGGAAUGAGAAAAUUGUGGCAACAUCUAACAGGGAAAUAUUUGUAUUUCAUGUAGUAGCCAGACAGUGUUAUGGUGAUACAGAUGAUAUAAAACAGGAAUUGGCUCUCUUUUUAACCAUACCCCAACGAAGAGAAGCCAUUAAAUGCCUUGUUAAUAUAUCAGAAACCAUGUUUGCAAUUGGUUGUCUAGAUGGAUGCAUCUAUGUUUUAUCAUCAGAAACUUAUCAAACAAUACUACAGUUUACAUCACCUGAGAAAUACAAGGGAGAUCACUCUGACUAUCCCUACAGUAUACAGGACAUGAUCUCUGCAGAUCAGAGAUUUCUGGUUGCAGCUGUUGGAUCAGGAUUUGCUAUAUUUGAUAUUAAGAUGAAAAAGAUUAUAUGUAAACCACAUAUUUCCCAUUUCUCCAAGAUACUACAUCUAACUUUCGUCUGUAACCAAACAUUGCUAGCUACAAGUUCUGAAGAUGGAAGUAUCAGACUUUGGGGACAAAUUGCUGAUCGACAGAAUGAUACACAAGUAUUCCAUGGUGUAAUGGAGAGAUUCUUCAACAAAAGUUUUGGUGCAAUAGAUAAUGAUAUGAAGAGCAACAGUCUACCAGAACCUGCACUGAUAGGGGAAUGUCUGGCGCAUUCUGGUGCUGUUAAUAUGGCAGUAGAUGGUGGAGAUGAUAUAAUGGUAUCUUGUGGUGUGGAUAGCUUGGUCAUUUGUUGGAAGAAUGCUGAGUUACAGAAAAUCAAGAGGAACCAGAUUUUCCAGAAGGAAGUUCUGAUGGGCAGUGGAAUUGUUUGAUAAAAACCUUUGAAAUUUUCAUUCCAAACAUAUACUUGUGUUCAUAAUAUGUAUUACCAUACAUGUUUUGUAGACAUAUAUAUAUUUUUUUAAAUAGUGCAAUAUUAUAAGUAUAUUUAUUAUUAGUUCUGUUGGUUUUAAUUAAAACUAUUUAGUGAAAUAGAAAA